Molecule: messenger RNA, 1359 nt
Organism: Suillus bovinus
Lineage: Eukaryota; Fungi; Basidiomycota; Agaricomycetes; Boletales; Suillaceae
Exons: 2
Coding region: 310-942 (210 amino acids)
Source: RefSeq, a predicted model, not a curated record
CGUUGCAGAUUACCUCCUUCGCGGUACGUUAACUAUGCUUCUAUCAGCUCGAGUUCCCUGAUCGAUAUCAUAAACGCCCGUGUCAGCUGACACGUUAGCUAAUAGCUAUCACCGAACAUCUGCAUCGCACAUUGCAGCGUGUUGCAACGUGUGGUGGCAGGGCGACAAUAUAUGACUAAAAUGAUUCUCUACUCGGUUGCACCUGUCUUCCUUCCCUCUCAGAUCAUUAAAACUUCAAAGCAGCCUUUGAAAUAGUAGGUGCAUUAUGAUAGAUACAGGCAAUCGAUAAGAUAUGACCUCUGAGCACAGAUGAUGAGCCGUUCUCAACUGAAAAUCCUAUCCCAAUUGGCAUCAUCGCCUAACGAUGUGGCGUCAGGGCUUGCGCAAUGCAUGGAGGCCUUGCGUCUCGUUUCCUCCCUGCCGAGAUCAUCGCCUAUCAUGGUCGAGUAUUCGGGUAUGAAAGGUUCUGUAAUCAAGGCAUUCGGAAGGGAGCAUCUCUCACGCGUCCCGUUCAGGACCGUGGUCGGGCUUGUCAAAGCCUCCAUGGAGCUCUCUGAAGAUUCGCGUAUCAUGUAUGCUGCAUUCUACCGCGAAGAUGGGACAGUUGAUCCCGCAAAGGUACUCAUCGACGAGGACUCGUGGAAAGAGCUUGUACCAUACGUGCAUACAUUGCACAUCGAGGACGAUCGUCAAGCGUCUUCCGUAUUUACCACACAAGCCUUGUCAUCAGCAACUUCGCUGAGCGCAAGGUCAUCUCCCUCCCCAAGUCCAGCCCUGACUUCCCCAACGCGGAGUCUGAAUAGCAACGCAAACACUUUCAUCCCCAGCAAAAGUACAGUGACCUUGAAAUCGCAGGAUGGAACAAAGAUCAACCUACAAGCUCUCAGAAAGGGGAUGAUCUCCCCAGCAUGUAUGUAUCUGUCAUUUGAGAUCGCACAGUAAAGUUCACAUCAACUCCUAGAACCAGCAUCGUUGUUGAUGGGUCUAGCAAACACAUGAUAUUACAAUAGUAGGUUGUAUGUUACAUGGAAAAAUUCAAAAAAGUGUAUGGCACGACCUGUGUAGUAUCAAGAGCAAGAUUAGAUAUCUAGUGUUCCGGAGAAAAAGGUUUAUACACACUAGAGAAAGAAUCAGAAAAUCACCGAGUACAGAAUAGAUGAGAUAUGCAGCGAUACACUUGUAUUUAUGAGAAAUAUCUAUACACACUAGCGAAAGGAUCAGAAAUCAUCGAGCAACAAGGUCAAGAGGAGUUAAUACAGUUUCUAAUUUUGUCCGGAGUGCUGUUAUGGGUGAUAUACGAUUAAUGGCUUGUCUUGUCUGAAAGAAGAAAACAAAGACGUACCAAGCACAGGGCAAUGU